Messenger RNA from Capsella rubella, 642 nucleotides. RefSeq names its product small nuclear ribonucleoprotein SmD1a. Gene Ontology annotation, cellular component: U12-type spliceosomal complex; U5 snRNP; pICln-Sm protein complex. Lineage: Eukaryota; Viridiplantae; Streptophyta; Magnoliopsida; Brassicales; Brassicaceae. The transcript has 4 exons. Gene Ontology annotation, molecular function: RNA binding. The coding region runs from base 97 to 441 and encodes 114 amino acids. Gene Ontology annotation, biological process: spliceosomal snRNP assembly; RNA processing. The record is from RefSeq and is a predicted model, not a curated record.
CCGAUCUGUACUCGCUCCACUUCGAGGUCUCUCUCCGUCUGCGUAAGAAGGGUUUUGAGGGUUUUCUUUGUUUGUUCUUCUUCUUCGCAUCCAAAGAUGAAGCUCGUCAGGUUUUUGAUGAAGUUAAACAAUGAAACUGUGUCGAUCGAGCUGAAGAACGGGACUGUUGUCCAUGGAACCAUCACUGGUGUUGAUGUGAGCAUGAAUACUCACUUGAAGACAGUUAAAAUGAGUCUGAAGGGGAAAAACCCAGUAACACUUGAUCAUCUCAGCUUGAGGGGUAACAAUAUCCGAUACUACAUUCUUCCUGAUAGCUUGAACCUGGAGACUUUACUUGUGGAAGACACUCCUAGAGUUAAGCCUAAGAAGCCUGUUGCUGGCAAACCUGUUGGACGCGGUCGUGGACGUGGGCGUGGGCGUGGUCGUGGCAGAGGUCGUUAGAUGUAGCAAUGCACUUGAUAAAGCUUUAAGGUAUGUGAGUUAGGAGAAUGUACCGAGUUAUGUAUCUAGCAACUCUUGCAAAGUUAAGAUUUGAUUUAGAAAUGGUAUGAUUGCUGCUUGUAAGGAAGUUACUCUGUAAUGCGAUUCCAUGGAUAGCAAGAUUUUGCUUUACAUGCUAUAAGAGCAUGUGCAAGUAGAGAA